AUGGAGAAUGUGCUACUUACUCAAGAAAUCAUAGCAGAUAUCAGGCUGAGGACAAAGCCUGCUAAUGUAGUCAUGAAAUUAGACAUGGCUACGACUUAUGACAGGGUUUCUUGGCUAUUCUUGCUCAAGGUUUUAAGAAAGUUUGGUUUUUCAGAAGUCUUAGUAGAUAUGAUUUUCAGGCUUGUUAGCAAUUCGUAUUCUGUUUUAAUUAAUGGGCAACACCAGGGAUUCUUUCAGUCCUCCAGAGGUGUCAAGCAAAGGGAUCCUUUCUCUCCUAAUUUGUCCAUUCUAUCUACAGAGGUGUUGACUAGAAAUAUUAAUGCUCUACAUCAGAUUCAUCAAUUUAAAGGUUAUGGUUUCCCUAAAUGGAGUCCUAAGGUGAAUCAUCUAGCUUAUGCUGAUGAUAUGAUAAUUUUUUCUUCAGCAGAUGUGUUUUCUUUACAGCUUGUUAUGGAAAUUUUAAAGAAGUAUGAGAAAACAUCAGCGCAGAAGAUCAAUAAGGAAAAGAGUGCAGUUUACAUGCAUAAAAAUGUUCCUGGUGAUGUGAGCAUUACAGUAGAAAUUGUUACAGGAAUUGGGAGAAAAUAUUUUCCUUUCACCUACUUAGGUUGCCCUAUAUACCAUAGUAGGAGAAAGAAAGAUUUUUUCACAAACAUUUUGAUGAAAAUAAUGAAUAGACUACAGAGUUGGAAAGGAAAACUUUUAUCUUUUGGGGGUAGAGCUAUUCUUAUUAAACAUGUGUUACAAAGUAUGUCAAUCCACCUAUUAUCAGCAGUUAAUGCUCCUAUAGGUGUAAUCAGGCAAAUACAUAAAAUGUUUGCUCAAUUGUUUUGGAGCAAUACCGUGGGAGGUAAAAGUAGACAUUGGGCUUCAUGGAAUCGACCAUGUUUUCCAGUAAUGGAAGGUGGGAUGGGCUUUAGAUCAUUACAUGAUGUAUUUGUGGCAUUAAUUUGUAAAUUAUGGUGGAAUCUGAGAACUAACCAUCCAUAUAGAGGUAUGGGAAAUUCUCGAUUUUGGUUUGAUAAUUGGACAGGAAUGGGUGCUCUAUACUACACUGUAGAAGGCUAUGAUGAGAAUGUUCAAAAUGUUGCUAAUAUGGUGGAUCAGGGGCAGUGGAAUUUGGAAAGAUUGAGAGAACUACUUCCUGAUGAUAUAGUGCAGCAUAGUAGCAACACUAUUAGACCUACAAUGAUAGAAAGGGAAAUGGACAGGCCAUGGUGGAUACUGGAUACUAAGGGUGAUUUUACAAUCAAAUCAGCAUGGGAUUAUAUUAGAUUGAGAGGGCAAAAUAUGGAGCUAACAGGACUUGGUCCUAUUGUUCUUCAAUUGCAGGUGCCGCACAAAUGGGAAGAAUUGAUUGCUAUGUUAGAGAGUGGAGGUAAUAGGCUGAAAGUUAAAAAGGUUGUAUGGAAUCUUCCACCAGCAGGUUGGUUGUUGUGCAAUACAGAUGGAGCCUCUAGGGGAAAUCUUGGUAGAAGUGCUUAUGGUUUCUGCUUGAGGAACAAUGAGGGGAACUUGGUAUAUGCUCAAGCCGCAGAGAUAGACAUUAAUACAAAUACAGAUGCUGAGGUAAUAGCAAUUUUAGAGGCUAUGAGGUAUUGUAGGAAUGAAAGAUUGGAUAAUGUCAUAAUUCAAACUGACUCUAAAAUGAUUUAUAAAAUUUUAGAGGAAGGAUGGAAGCCAUCAUGGGGAAUUGUUAGUCGGAUAGAAGAGAUUUUGGAACUAAGAAGUACUAUGACAAUCUCUUUUAGUCAUAGUUUGAGGGAAGGGAAUAAGCUUGAUGAUGCUCUGGCUAACCAGGCUUUAGAUGAAGCCUCUUUUCAAUGUCAGGAUUUUCAAGGGUUAAGAUGGACGAAGCUUAAUCAUCAUGUUCAAAUUCAUAUGGAGGAGAACAUGGUGGUUUGUUCUAGCUAUGUUUACUUUUUUGCUGGUUUCUAA
This is a messenger RNA of Lycium barbarum (goji berry), 1938 nucleotides long. RefSeq lists its product as uncharacterized. The record is from RefSeq and is a predicted model, not a curated record. Gene Ontology annotation, molecular function: nucleic acid binding; RNA-DNA hybrid ribonuclease activity. The transcript has 4 exons. Lineage: Eukaryota; Viridiplantae; Streptophyta; Magnoliopsida; Solanales; Solanaceae. Bases 1 to 1938 code for a protein of 645 amino acids.